GUCGAAAAAGCUUCGGACUAGCGGCGCCUGCGCAGACUUACGCCUGGGGACCUACUUCCCGCCGCUGAGACUCGGAAGCGGGACGCCAAAUCUGUCCCCGCGCAGACGCCGGCGGCGGCUCUGAGCCGGGUGGCCGCCCUCCCUGAGGCGCGCGUGCGCACGUUCCCACGCACGCUCCGGCGUACGGCGGCGGCCAGGGGUCGCGAGCCGGUGGAGGACCCGCGCGCGGAGGAGCCGGGAGAGCCAACUCUUUUUCCCUCCCUUCCCCACUCCCCUCCCCGCUCCCUCCCCCCUCCCCAAGAAUGUUCCGCUACGAGUCUUUGGAGGAUUGUCCUCUGGAUGAAGAUGAGGAUGCAUUUCAGGGCCUGGGAGAGGAAGAUGAAGAGAUUGAUCAGUUCAAUGAUGACACGUUUGGGUCAGGUGCAGUUGAUGAUGAUUGGCAGGAAGCACAUGAGCGACUGGCUGAAUUGGAAGAGAAGCUACCGGUAGCAGUCAGUGAACAAACAGGAAAUGGAGAAAGGGAUGAGAUGGACUUGUUGGGUGACCACGAGAACCUGGCCGAAAGGCUCAGUAAGAUGGUGAUUGAAAAUGAACUAGAAGACCCAGCCAUCAUGAGGGCAGUGCAGACCAGGCCUCCUUUGCAACCCCAACCAGGAACUCUCAAUUCUAGCAUCUGGGAUGGAUCUGAAGUUCUGAGGCGAAUUCGAGGGCCACUGCUUGCUCAGGAAAUGCCUACAGUGUCUGUGUUAGAAUAUGCCUUGCCUCAGAGGCCCCCACAGGGCCCAGAAGAUGAUCGGGACCUUUCCGAGCGGGCAUUACCGAGGCGGUCCACUUCCCCCGUCAUCGGGAGUCCUCCUGUGAGAGCCGUCCCCAUAGGCACUCCACCUAAGCAGAUGGCUGUAACCGGCUUCAACCAACAGAUUCUGUGUCCGAAGCCUGUCCAUGUUCGACCCCCAAUGCCACCACGGUAUCCUGCUCCCUAUGGUGAGAGGAUGUCUCCAAACCAGCUCUGCAAUGUCCCGAACUCUUCCCUACUGGGUCACCCUUUCCCUCCUGCUGUCCCUCCUGUUCUCAGCCCCCUCCAGAGGGCGCAGCUGCUUGGAGGAGCACAGCUACAGCCUGGACGGAUGUCUCCCAGCCAGUUUGCACGGGUCCCUGGAUUUGUCGGUAGUCCACUUGCUGCCAUGAAUCCCAAGCUGCUGCAAGGGCGAGUUGGGCAGAUGCUUCCCCCAGCACCAGGCUUCCGUGCCUUCUUCAGUGCUCCACCCGCCGCUACCCCACCUCCUCCACAGCAGCACCCGCCUGGCCCAGCACCUCACCUGCAAAACUUACGACCUCAGGCCCCGAUGUUUAGACCAGACACCACUCACCUUCAUCCACAGCACCGUCGACUGCUGCAUCAGAGACAGCAACAGAAUCGAAAUCAGCAUCGGAAUCUCAAUGGUGCAGGAGACAGAGGAAGCCACCGGAGCAGUCACCAGGAUCAUCUCCGGAAGGAUCCAUAUGCCAAUCUCAUGCUGCAGCGAGAAAAGGAUUGGGUCUCUAAAAUCCAGAUGAUGCAACUGCAAAGCACUGAUCCCUACCUGGAUGAUUUUUAUUACCAGAAUUACUUUGAAAAACUGGAGAAAUUGUCAGCUGCUGAAGAAUUGCAAGGUGAUGGCCCUAAAAAGGAGCGCACCAAGCUCAUUACUCCUCAGGUGGCCAAACUGGAGCACGCUUACAAGCCAGUGCAGUUUGAGGGCUCUUUGGGAAAGCUUACGGUCUCCAGUGUGAAUAACCCCCGGAAAAUGAUCGAUGCUGUUGUGACAUCUCGGAGUGAGGAUGAUGAAACGAAAGAAAAGCAGGUUCGGGACAAGAGACGAAAAACCCUUGUUAUAAUUGAGAAAACCUACAGCUUACUCCUUGAUGUUGAGGACUAUGAACGGCGUUACCUCCUAAGUCUGGAAGAAGAGCGACCUGCCCUGACAGAGGAAAGAAAGCACAAAAUUUGUAGCAUGUAUGACAACUUAAGGGGGAAAUUACCUGGACAAGAGAGGCCAAGUGAUGACCACUUUGUACAGAUCAUGUGUAUCCGAAAAGGGAAGAGAAUGGUUGCCCGCAUUCUUCCUUUCCUCUCCACAGAGCAAGCAGCUGACAUUCUUAUGACGACAGCCAGGAACCUCCCUUUCCUUAUCAAGAAGGAUGCACAAGAUGAGGUGCUGCCAUGCUUACUGAGUCCCUUCUCUCUCCUCCUCUAUCAUCUUCCGUCAGUGACUGUCACCAGCCUUCUGCAACAGCUAAUGAACCUACCUCAAAGUGCAGCUGCACCAGCACCCUCUAAUCCUCACCUCACAGCUGUUCUCCAGAACAAGUUCGGCCUGUCACUGCUCCUGGUCGUCCUGAGCCGCGGAGAAGACCUGCAGAGUUCAGACCCUGCUACAGAGUCGGCAGAGAACAGCCAGUGGACGGAGGUGAUGUUCAUGGCGACCCGAGAACUUCUGCGGAUUCCCCAGGCAGCCCUGGCCAAGCCAAUCUCUAUCCCCACAAACUUAGUAUCCCUCUUUUCUCGCUAUGUUGACAGACAGAAACUGAACUUGCUGGAGACAAAACUGCAGCUAGUUCAGGGGAUACGGUAAAAGAUGUGCAAGUGUGUCCUGGUCCUCCUCUUGGCUGUCACCUGCACUGCUGCCGUCACCAGCGGAGCCUUUGUGAUGAGGGAGGGAGGGAGCUUGUUCCCGGAGCAUCUCGUGGGGCCGAUUCCCGUUCACAGGGGCUGCCUCUGAGUGCCAGGUGUUCCCCUGCUCUGUGACACUUGGAUGGGUGAUACUUCUGCAGGUUUCUUCUUACCUUCUCCGUUACAAUUCUGCAUGUCCUACUUUUACUCAAUUCUUCCCAGUUUUGCGUUUUCUUUGCCCUAGAGACACAAAUAUAAUGUCUCCCUCCAUCCCACCACCGCUACUCCAGUUCAGAGUAGAUCGUAGCCUGCCAAAGGGCCCCAUCCCGCAUCCUACUGAAGUCUUUUUUGUUGCCCCAUAUUAAUAUGAGAGCCAAUUAAGUAGAAAUUAAUAUAUAUACACAUAUGCUUGCACACACAUGUUUAUGUGGUCUCCAGAGGAUCCUUAAAAGAAUGAGUUUUAGAUGGAGUAUUUAGUUGACACAUCCCUCCUCUAAACACAAACUGGCUAAUGUAUUUUUUAUCUGUUUCUAGUCCAUCUUGUAAUUAACUUGGUGGGUUCUCCUUGUUUUAAUAUAAAUACAAGAUAUGCAGCAUAUUUAAUAAAAUCAGAACUCUUAA
Artibeus jamaicensis (Jamaican fruit-eating bat) is the source of this 3274-nucleotide messenger RNA. It is a transcript of the gene PATL1, whose product is annotated as PAT1 homolog 1, processing body mRNA decay factor. Gene Ontology annotation, molecular function: RNA binding. The transcript is spliced from 19 exons. The record is from RefSeq and is a predicted model, not a curated record. Gene Ontology annotation, cellular component: P-body. The coding region runs from base 303 to 2615 and encodes 770 amino acids. Gene Ontology annotation, biological process: P-body assembly; deadenylation-dependent decapping of nuclear-transcribed mRNA. Lineage: Eukaryota; Metazoa; Chordata; Mammalia; Chiroptera; Phyllostomidae.